GAUCAGAAAAAUGGGUUAAUCGUCCACGGAGAGGACCACGCACUGAAAGAUGGUACCACAUCUUCCCUGGUGAGAAUCUGAGGACAAAGACUCUCUGCCAGCCACGAGUGUCACCCCAAAGGUCAAGAGUCGUGGGAUGAAGUUUGCUGAAGAGCAGCUGCUAAAACAUGGAUGGACUCAAGGCAAGGGCCUGGGCCGAAAUGAGAAUGGCAUCACCCAGGCCCUCAAGGUGACGCUGAAGCAAGACACCCAUGGGGUGGGACAUGACCCUGCCAAGGAGUUUACAAACCACUGGUGGAGUGAUCUCUUCAACAAGACUGCAGCCAGCUUGGUAGUGGACACAGGGAAGGACGGAGUGCAGAUAAGGCGCCUUUCCAUGGAGACUACCCAGCAUAAUCACCCCAAGCCCAAUUUGCUGUACCAGAAGUUUGUGAAGGUACCAGAAUGAGAGGUGCAGUUCUUUACUGGGUCCCGAUCCUUAUUUUACAGAUGUGACCAAAAGGGUGAAAAACCAAAUGCUGAAGAACCCACAGAUGGCUUAUAAAGGCAAGAAGAAUAGAAAAAAAAAAUGGGUUAAUCAAGAUG
Molecule: messenger RNA, 585 nt
Organism: Myodes glareolus (Bank vole)
Lineage: Eukaryota; Metazoa; Chordata; Mammalia; Rodentia; Cricetidae
Source: RefSeq, a predicted model, not a curated record